GCGCCGCAGCCCCGCAGCCCGGCCGCCGCAGGGCCGGCGGGGAGCGAGCGGUAGCCGGCGGCAUGAGGCGCGACCCGGCGCCCGGCUUCUCCAUGCUGCUCUUCGGCGUUUCCCUCGCCUGCUACUCGCCCAGCCUCAAGUCGGUGCAGGACCAGGCGUACACGGCGGCGGUGGUGCUGGAGGGCAAGGUGCAGUCCGUGGGCCCCCCCGCCGGCGGCGGCAAUGACAGCCGCGGAGCCGCCGGUGCUGCCGGGGGGGUUUUGGUCAAGGUUCUCGACCUGUGGCCCCUCAACAGCGGCGGGCUGCAGCGGGAGCAGCUCAUCAGCGUGGGCUCCAAGGCUCCCUGCUUCAAAGUGAAGCGCAACCACCGCUACAUCUUCUUCCUGGAGCCCACCGAGGAGCCGCUCGUUUUCCGCACCGCCUUCGCCCCGCUCGACACCAGCGGCAAGAACCUCAAGCGGGACGUGGCGCGGAUCCUCUGCGCCGACUGCGCUGUCCCUCCCAAGCUGAAGAAACUGAAAAGCCCAAACGUUCACGUUGGUGAGAAGAUUUCACUGAAAUGCGAGGCGACUGCUGGAAACCCUCAGCCAUCCUACAAGUGGUUUAAAGAUGGCAAAGAGCUGAAGAAGAGCAAAGACAUCCGGAUCAAGUAUGGGAAUGGGAAAAAGAUUUCCAGACUGCAGUUCAACAAGGUGAAGCUGGAAGAUGCUGGGGAAUACAGCUGUGAAGCGGAGAACGUUUUAGGGAAAGACACCGCAAAAGGCAGCCUGAAUGUGAAAAGUGGAACAACGAAAGCACCACAAGUCUUACCAGCCUCAGAAACUAAAAUAGUUGUUAUGGAAGAAGAGUUAACCACAACUCUCUCGUCCUGGUCCGGGCAUGCUAGAAAAUGCAACGAAACAGCCAAGUCCUAUUGUGUCAAUGGUGGGGUAUGCUACUACAUCGAGGGGAUUAAUCAGCUGUCUUGCAAGUGUCCGAUCGAAUUCACAGGAGACCGGUGUCAGCAUUUCGCAAUGGUCAGCUUCUCCAAGCAUCUUGGAUUUGAAUUAAAGGAAGCGGAAGAGCUCUACCAGAAGAGAGUUUUAACCAUCACAGGAAUCUGCGUUGCCUUGCUUGUGGUGGGCAUCGUCUGUGUGGUAGCUUACUGUAAAACCAAGAAACAAAGAAAACAAAUGCAUAAUCAUUUACGUCAGAACAUGUGCCCUGCCCAUCAGAACAGGAGCCUUGCGAACGGGCCAAGCCAUCCACGUUUGGAUCCCGAGGAAAUCCAAAUGGCCGAUUAUAUCUCUAAGAAUGUUUCUGCCACUGAGCAUGUGAUCCGAAGGGAAACAGAGACAACCUUUUCAGGAAGUCACUCCUGCUCUCCAUCUCAUCACUGCUCCACAGCCACUCCAACGUCCAGCCAGAGACAUGAAAGCCACACCUGGAGCUUGGAGCGGACGGAGAGUCUGACUUCAGAUUCCCAGUCCGGGAUAAUGCUGUCCUCGGUGGGAACCAGUAAAUGUAACAGCCCUGCGUGUGUGGAGGCACGGGCUCGCCGCGGGGCCACCUUCUGCAUCGAGGACUCACGGAGGCCCAUGACACAGUACCGUGACUCGGUGGAUUCUCUGCGGGACUCACCACACAGCGAGAGGUACGUGUCAGCGCUGACCACACCAGCACGCCUGUCGCCUGUCGACUUCCACUACUCAAUGGCCGCGCAGGUGCCCACCUUCGAGAUCACGUCCCCCAACUCAGCGCACGCGGUGUCCCUGCCCCCGGCGGCCCCCAUCAGCUUCCGCGUGGAGGAGCAGCAGCCCCUGCUGCGGCGGUACCAGCUCCCCUUCCAGGACACGCAGCGGUACGACAGCUACUACCAAAGGAAGACCUACCUAAACGACAGCAUGGGGAGCCUGCCCUCCAGCCCCUUCCGCAUCACGGAGGACGACGAGUAUGAGACGACGCAGGAGUAUGUCACAGCGCUAGAGCAGCCAAAGAAAACAGCCAGCAGCAACAGGCGGUGGAAAAAAUCCAAACUGAAUGGGCACAUCCCUCACAGAGCCAGAGCCGUCCGGGACUCCUUCUCCUUCAGCAGCGCCUCUUACAGUGAGUCUGACGAGGAGCUGGUGGCCGAGAGCACGCCGUUCCUAAGCACUCAGAACAAUGAGGUGGUGCACACAGGGUCGCCGCCGCUGCACCGGCCGGGUGACAGCCGGACUCACUACUCCUGCAGCAGGCACAGCGCGCCUGGGGAGAGCGGGCGCAGCAGCCUGGCGCACACGACGCCCAAACCCGACCCGGAUCCUCUCUAGGCACCUCCCAGACUUGUGCGCCCACAGACACGAGCUGUGCGGAGGAGGCCGAGGAGGGAUGAGACAAAACAAAGAUAAAUAUUUUUAUUUUAUAUAAAAGAAGGGAGGGGGGGGAGGAAAUUAUAACAAAUAAAAUGUUUUAUUUUCAUUUUAGCAAAGUUGUCUUAUAAUAGCUAACGACAAUGACUUUUUUAUAAGGAAUCUCUAUUUAUAUGUAAUGUCUUGAUUUACAGCUUCCAAGAAAAAAAAAAAAAGUUGAAAAAAAAAAAAAAGAAAACAAACAAUAAAGUUAAAAAAAAAGUGGGCCAAUUUUUGACUACUUAAAAAAUAGAAAAACAAAACUAUCGUGGUGCCUUUUUGCUGUACGCUAGUGCUGGGAUUCAUGCCGAGGAGUCUGUUUCAGUAGCAUUUUUUAAGAUCAUAUAUUUUUGUUUGGGAGACAACCUGUCACAAGGGCGCUCCUCCGUUGGAAGAAAACAGCCUUGCCACUUUGUCCCGUACCCUGCUAUUAAUGAUCUUAUUCUUUAAGGUAUUGUUUAAACACACGUCAUGGACAGGAGUGGGAUCAUUACCAUUAUCAUGUCUAAUGGGGAUCUGUCUUGCCCUGUAAGACGCUCGUGUUUUCGCUUAAAUCAGAAGAAAAAAGAAAUCCAACAGCACCAUACUGGAAUGGAGAAGUGAUGCUUCUUUUGCCACACAGGUAGGAAGAGAAAACACAGUCGCAGAAGCAGCAGCCUUUACAGAAUAGCUCUCAACCUUUGGCCAUUUCACCCGUGGGUCUCAAGUUGGGUUGGCACAGGUUUGUCAGACAAGGCAGAUGCCCAUAUGAACAUGGUGAGAUAAUGCCCCAUCACACAGGGUAGAGCCCAGCGCACUGCCCUGGCAGGCAGAUGGCACGGUGUGGUGGUCCCGACAGAGCUGCGGUGCUGUACCAGUGCCAUGCCAACUGCAGCAUCCCCUUCACAGAGCAGUGUAGCUGCAGCGUGGUGUUGCCAUAGGGCUGCCGGGGCUGUGGUGUCCCACACACCAUGGUUCAGGUGGUUGUGGGAGGAAGCAUGGAGGUGGCCCCAAGGCACAGCACGGCCAAGGCUUGUCCUGGUCGCUGUGCCAGCCGUCUGCCAGCCAUGCUGUCUGGGGUUUGGUAGGUGCCAAAGCUCUGCUUGUCACUCCUGUGCUGGCUGGACAGGCCCCGCGUGGGGCAGCCCCAGCAAGCGGAUUCCUCUGUGCCAUGUGUUGUAAAAACAGUUGUUACCGUCACAUCUUGCCACCAGUGAUGGACAUCGUGUUUCCAAGCUUGGAGCAGCUCUGGCCAUCAGCUCUGUGGUGCAAAGAGACAGUCCUGCGUGUCCAGGCAGCAGAGCACCCCCGUGGAAGUGCCCCUCUCUCCUCAGUUCUCUGCAGCAAACCUGUUUACAUUGUAGCCUGACUUUUUUCUUUUUAUAUUUUUACUUCUGCAUGUCCUUUGCAUUUCAGAUACUGUAGAUUGGAUGCAUGGUGAAGCUGUGACUGAGAAGAUAAUACAACAAUUGACAGUGUAUUAUUUCAUUUAACUUUUAGCAAUAAAGUAACUAAACCCUCUAUUCCUCACCCAUGAUGGGGUCAGAUAGAAAACUCUGCUAAUUUGUCAUAAGAUGAUAGUCAAAGUUUGCUCUGGAUUGUCUGAAUGUCAGAAUUCUCGACUGUUUAACACUUGAACAUUUUUUAUAUUAUAAAUAAAAUAAGAAAUAACAA
Messenger RNA from Pezoporus flaviventris, 4022 nucleotides. RefSeq names its product neuregulin 2 (gene NRG2). NCBI's taxonomy places the organism in Eukaryota, Metazoa, Chordata, Aves, Psittaciformes, Psittacidae. The transcript is spliced from 12 exons. Bases 63 to 2291 code for a protein of 742 amino acids. Gene Ontology annotation, biological process: animal organ development; intracellular signal transduction; nervous system development. The record is from RefSeq and is a predicted model, not a curated record. Gene Ontology annotation, molecular function: signaling receptor binding.